This is a messenger RNA of Salvelinus namaycush (lake trout), 3425 nucleotides long. Its product is annotated as ETS-related transcription factor Elf-1-like. The record is from RefSeq and is a predicted model, not a curated record. Lineage: Eukaryota; Metazoa; Chordata; Actinopteri; Salmoniformes; Salmonidae. The transcript is spliced from 8 exons. The coding region runs from base 1020 to 2393 and encodes 457 amino acids. Gene Ontology annotation, biological process: regulation of transcription by RNA polymerase II; cell differentiation. Gene Ontology annotation, cellular component: nucleus. Gene Ontology annotation, molecular function: sequence-specific DNA binding; DNA-binding transcription factor activity, RNA polymerase II-specific.
GAGCCCACAGAAUGGGUUGUGCUUCCUGUGCGAUAACAGCCUCAGUCGCAUCUUGCUCUCUCAGCCGUCACAUGCAUGCGCACACACACACACUAUGGAAGAAACAACACAUAUAGCAACAUAUCUACUGAACAGGCAAAACAGAAAAUACUGGCAUUCAAAAUGCAUCGGCAUGAAUAUAGCAUGCAUGAUGUCUGACCUGUGAGCAGCUCUCAGGCUGUCUCAUGGGAAGUCUCUCUCUCUCUAAGGGGUUAAGGAUAGAGUGGGAGGAGCUCAGGUAAACACAGGCGUGUAGCACAACAACUGUCAUCAUGGUGCAUGUUACCUGUACGUGGUUGUUUACCUACUGUGUGUGUGUGAGAGAGAGAGAGGUUAUGGUAGGCCAGAAACAGCAAAACAGGAUUUUCUGGUGCUAACAACAGUCAGUAACUGCCUGAAGAGAGGAGGACAGUCUCUCUCUGUUCCCUUUUCUCAGGUUGAGACCACAGGACCGUUGGCGGGCCUCCACUUCUUCAUCGAGGGUAGAAACUUAGAAAGACAGAAGGAAACAAGUAACUGUUUCUCCCUGCAAUUUCUCUGUCUCUGCUCCUGUUCAGCAUCUCAUCUAUGGAACAUCUACUGAGGACUCCUGCAGGAUUUUACCUCAACAAUUUAACCAACUAGCCAAGCCAACACUCACUCUUCUGAGAGGUCAAGCCACUGCGCUGGAGUGAGGAACGAGUUACUAGCCAGCUAUUUAACUGAAGUUACUUUCAUUUAGACAGUUUAGUCACUGUGCUGUUCAGGCAUGCAGUUAAGAGUGACUCAUCCUCAGGAGGACCUGUGAGAAACGGACAGGGGGAAGCUUUUGAUACAACUCUCUCUGCUCUGGAACUUCUGGAACACAGAACCUGUGAUUUGACACCUGUAACUUCGAUUCGGUGCUCUGGAACUUAGAACGUGUUGUGUGAAACUGUUGGACAUCUGAUGUGGAAUGCUGGGAGGAUGACAUCGUAGACCUGUUAUUGGAUUAUUCUGGAAUGUCUUCCAUGCUGCAGCAGACGGAACUCAUCUUUGAGUUUGCCAGCGACCACGUGAACAAUGGACUACAGCUGGAUGAGCACUUGGCCUAUCCUGCAGUGAUAGUGGAGCAGAUCCCACACUCCCACCUGCUCUCCUACACAGGCCUGGCCUGUGAGCAGACACACACAGAAGACCACCUGCUAACAACAGUGGAGGACAGUGAGAGUGGAGAUGAGGAAACCAUGGAAACACUGGUGGCAGCUGAGACUCUCCUCAACAUGGACUCCCCUGACUCCCUCUCUCUGGACCAACAGCACUACACCCAGCUGUACGUCCCCGCCCUGGGUGAUGUCAUCACGUCACCCGUUACCCACCAGUUGACGGUGUCAGCGGAAGGCCUUGUGGGAGCUCUGGGCCAGCCCCAGUGGGUCACGCUGCAGAGGGAGACUGUUGCUGAGCAACCAAAGAAGAAGAGAGCUAAGAAAUCCAAAAGGCCUGAAUCUCCCACACCGGACAUCACAUUCAAGAGGGGCAAAUACAGCAAAGGUAACACUAUGUUCUUGUGGCAGUUCCUGAUUGAGCUUCUCCAGGACAGACAGGCCUGCCCACGUUACAUCAAAUGGACCAAUCGGCAUGCAGGGAUCUUUAAGCUGGUCAACUCCAAGGCUGUGGCCAGACUCUGGGGCAAACACAAGAACAAACCAGACAUGAACUAUGAGACCAUGGGCCGAGCACUCAGGUACUACUACCAGCGUGGGAUUCUGAACAAGGUAGAGGGUCAGAGGCUGGUCUACCAGUUUGCCUCUCUGCCCAAAGACAUGGUCUUCAUCAGCGACGACGGAGACCAGGAGGACCAAGACAAUCAUGAGGAAGAAGAGGACGAUGAUGAUGAUGGCGUCCCAGAUGACCCAGAGGACAGUCUGCCCUACAGCGACCAAUCCCUGGACGAUUUAGGGUCCUACGAGCAUUCUUUCCUUCCCCCUCCCCAGGCUACCAGAGGCUACCAUAGGUCCAGACAGACCAGCAUAGGUCCAGCAGCAGCCCAGCGGCGCCGACCCGGCCCAAAACCCAAGACCCAAACCCCAGCCCCGUCCUUAGCCCAUCGCAGGACAGUCCUCCGGCCACCAGGGGGCAGUCUGAUCCAGCAGCAGCAUCUGCCUAUAGUCUCAGCUGAGAUGCUGCGGACCCUGCAGAACGUGCAGUCUCUGCAGCCUGGUCAGCAUGGGUCAGUCUUCAGAACUGCUCAGCUGCUGGGGAGUCUGUGUGAGAGACAGGCUGCAAGUGCAGAACAGACCACCAGUCAGAUAGUGACUCUGCAGUUACAGCCCUCCACUGAUUGUGGAGUAGGAUGCCCCGAGACAGCUGAUCAGUAUCAGCCACUUGCCCCAUAGCCAAGACGACUGCAGAAGACAAUGAUUUUCAAAGGGAGACUUUAGAGAAAGAUGUUGGACAGUUGUGAUGUAAAUUUGAUUUAUUUUACAGAUGUGACAGACCUGGAUGGUCUUUCUCUCACGCUUACAUUCCCUUAUGCACCAGAGCAAUUCUUACAGAGUUAACCAAACUGUCUUCCAUGUUGGCACCAAACACUCCAUGUCGAUAACAUUCCUAAUCGGCAUUCUAACAAGAAUGUAAUUGUCUUAGAAUUCUUGAUUCCAACAUGGCAGACAUUCUAAUUGCCGACCAAAGACAUGCACUGGAUUCUACAGCCUUGCUGCAGAGCAUCUGCACUGCUCUAUCUCUGUUCGCAAUUCAGCUCCACUGAAUGCAUGGGAGCUCGUGCGCUGUUCUUGUUCUCUCAAUGUUCUUUUCUCCGCCAUGACCAGUGCUUUGCACUAUUAACAUGUACCAUUUCUUUGUCACCACUCUCACCUACCAAAGUGCCUCAAAUAUUCAAACAAUCAUUUUCCAGCUUUCACCAAAGGCAGUCUUAAUCUGUAGCACGCUAGCUUCAACAUAUUGCUCCUUAACAUUCUUAUUUAUGUGUGUGUCAGUUGUUGAUCUUCCACGUAAACACACUCUCAUACUGUCACCCACACCAGUAGAAGACCCACCAUCAGUGCUUGAGGUAAACGUGUCCUAGUCGAUGUGUUCAGGGAGUACAUUCCAUAGAGAUGGCACAUCGCACGGAUUGUGGUUCUUGUGUUUGUCGGCAGAUCAUUCAACGUGCUGUGUUGUAGGGACCACCCGCUGUAGACAUCUGACUGCCUACAUUUUCCACAGGAUUCUACAUGUGAAAUCGGAAAUUACGUUCAGAGAUGCUAAGUACUCUCGGCCAGCAAACACUACUGGUGUGUCUGAGCCCUUAACUUUACAGGCUUUUCGUUAUUCUUGACGCACGGAUCCCUUUAGCGGGAUCAUUUUCGUAAACAACCGCUGAAUUGCAGAGAGCCAAAUUCAAAAAAUAUUUAUAAUCAUGAAAUCAC